GUUUUCUCGCUCAUAUCUUUGAUCCAUGCAACAGCAGGAAAGGCCCCCAGCGUCAACCCUCUCCUUGAAGAGCCUCCUAACAUUUCCUAACCGAAUCUGCAACCCACCCCCAUCUGUUGGCAAAGUACGGUCGUGUGGGGUGACACCAUUCCCGGAAGUUCAUCUUGACGAUGUACUCGAACGCAAGCACCUUCCGCCUCUUGGUCUCAAGGAUUUCGAAGAAUAUCUUCUCUAUGUCGAGCAAUCACCAGAAAAUCUCUACUUUUUGCUAUGGCUCAAGGAGUAUACCACCCGUUACCUCAUCUGGUCCCAGCGUACCAAAGCCAUGAGUGCUCCAACUCCCCCUGAUACUUCAACACGACAAGCCUUUCUCCCUUCAUCGCUGUCAGACCCCUCGCUUGCUCUUUUUUAUGCAAAAGCAAAACAGACCUUUUUCACCCCUGGCGCCGAGUACGAACUCGAUGUCCCUUCAGAUAUCCUUGCUCCGUUUCAUUGUUCAUCUCAAAACUUUGUAUCUUCUACAAGAGUUCGCGGGGCAGCCAUUUCAAACCCACCAAGCGCCCACCCAGAUCCUGCAGUGUUCAUAGAGGUGGCAUUAGAGACACGCGCUAUGCUCAAAGAGUCCCUUUCGCGCUUUGUUCGUGCAGCUUCUACCAAUGUUGGCUCACGCAGAGCAGCAUGUGGCAUUGCUGCCGGGAUGAUAUGUUUAUGUAUUGCUGGAAUAUUACCUCUUGUACUGACAUCUGGUGGCUGGGUGAGUGCCCCUCACGGACGGUGGUGGAGGUUAUCAGCAUUCCCCGGCAUGUGGCUUGGUCUGGCGUUGUUAUUCUCUAGCUUCAACGGAAUUUGUCUCAUGGUGUAUGUCUUUGGCGACCUGAGACAACUUCGAAAAUUUGAGCUCGCUAGGCCAGCUAUUUCAAGGCCGCUACCUUCCCCUGCCCCUGCGGUCACAUCAAUAUCAGCACCGUUACCUCACCCGCCAGCGCCUAGCGAGAGGCCUACCAUCGUAAUAUCCAAACACCACGACAGGCAGUACAAUCCAGAAUUCUGCUCCUCUAGGUCCUUCCAAUCCGCACCAUACUCCCUUUCUGCUGAAGGACGCUCAUUUUCGCAAGCCUCGGAGUCGUAUUCUGACACCGAACUAUCCGGAUCUUCAGAAGACGAAAAUUCUUCUUCUUCAUCCGAGUCACCAGAGAUUGAAAUUUCUCCUGCCUACUUCGAUGAUGUGCCUGCACCUGAGGGUCCAGCGACAGCCACAGGCUUGUAUCGAUCUCAUUACCGUUCUGCGCAACCAUCAUCUAUCGCGUUCCCUUCCAUGGCACAUACUCGGCAGCGCCCAAACCCUGUUACAUUUCUCUCACCUCUUGAAUGUCACGCUUCCAGCGGGAAUGCCGUACACAGUUCGGCUGUCAAGCCACAUACCCUAGAUGAUUCUAGUUCCUUCGGUCCCAGCGCGGCGUUCAUUCGUCAUGAGGUAGACCUCGAUGCGGAAGACGGUCUAAAAGAGCGCGUCUACACAGGACUAGACACGAAAGAGUGUUUUGACUUCGAUCUUCUUCCAAAGUCUGUCAAGGGAAAUGCGAUCCUUGCAGAUAACAUUCGUCUCCCGAGCAAUGCUUCCCCACCUGUCACUGUCACCAUCGCAGGGCAGACUCCAACGCUAUCUCUCGAAACUGGAAAUACUGCUCCUUCAAACAAUCUCCUCAGUUCUACCAUCGCCCGCCAGCAGUACAAAUGCAAGCGCACAUACGCACCUCCGUUAUCACUCGUUUCACAAACUUCUUCAAUUCAAUCGCCCAAUUCGUACACACCAUCACCGACGCCGAGCUCUAAUCGCUCUCCCAUCGUCUCCUUCAUGAUUCCCUCUUUCACUGCGGGCGUUCCUGCUUUCAAGGCACCGAUGACGCGUGUGCGGUCGCCCGUGGUGAUCCGAGCUCAAUGGGAAGUUGUCAUUCGCUCCGCCGUCUUCGGAUUGAUUUGCGCUGUAACAUGCGUCGCCAUUUUUAUCGGUGUUGUUCCGUGACAUUUCGUGCGCUGUACAGUCAUAGCCAGGAACGUUGCCUUGUACUUUAGUUUGCAGCUUUUCAUCUUCUGCAUGAUCAUGUUUCCCGAACGGCCCGUGACUCACUUGUCUCGUUCUCUCCAGUAGUACUUAUUGCAUUUUCUGACGCUCCUUUCCCAUGCUUGCUGUCCUCAACUUUAUUGCUGCUGAUUAAUCCUCACUCAAAAUACCUGUAUGCAUUUGAGAUAUCCUUGUUGUACUCUGAUACUUAUUCUUGACCUACGAGUUGCCUGUGAUCAAGGGCAAAAAUUAAAUAGCAGCCUCAGAAGUGAUCGGCGGUGGUGCGAUAGCCCUAUGCAAACCAUAUAGGCGAAUAAAGUUAUUCC
Molecule: messenger RNA, 2388 nt
Organism: Suillus discolor
Lineage: Eukaryota; Fungi; Basidiomycota; Agaricomycetes; Boletales; Suillaceae
Exons: 3
Coding region: 26-2023 (665 amino acids)
Source: RefSeq, a predicted model, not a curated record